This is a messenger RNA of Aspergillus campestris IBT 28561, 1467 nucleotides long. Its product is annotated as alpha/beta hydrolase. The record is from RefSeq and is a predicted model, not a curated record. Lineage: Eukaryota; Fungi; Ascomycota; Eurotiomycetes; Eurotiales; Aspergillaceae. Bases 251 to 1141 code for a protein of 296 amino acids. The transcript has 4 exons. Gene Ontology annotation, molecular function: palmitoyl-(protein) hydrolase activity. Gene Ontology annotation, cellular component: membrane.
GUCUUCUUCUCCUCGUCUUCCACUAAUCUCUCCACCUAAUCUCUCCUCACUUCUGGCGGAAUUGUGUCAGAUAUCCAGCCUGUCAUAUUCUAGGGACGGUUGUGUAAGUUUACUAUACCGCCUCCUGCCUUCGGUCGCUUGGCUCGCGGGGGGAAUAUUCCCCGUUCUCUCCUCGCUGUCCCGUUCAAUAAUGUCCGAAUCUCCACCGCCAACCCCAUCCCCACAUCCACCGGCUUGGAGCUUCAGCAACAUGGCCAGCAACGUCGUUCAGUUUCUGCGUUUGCCUGUCUUGGCCUCGUCAGGUCUGGCUGUUUUGGCCAGUGGUUUAUUAUAUUUCAAGCAAAAUGAACUCAUCUACCCUCGCAACGUCCCCGUCGAUGCGCGCACCAAUGUCCCCAAGCCCCGUCAGUUCGGCAUCACCGACUACGAAGAACUCCAGAUCCCCACCCCCGACGGCCAGUCGCUCCAUGCCCUCUUCAUGCGCCCUUCCAACAGCCGCGUCAAUCGGAAAUUGACGGUCGUCAUGUUUCAUGGCAACGCGGGCAAUAUCGGUCAUCGCAUCCCCAUUGCCAAGGUCUUGCAGGAUGUCCUGGGCUGCCACGUGCUCAUGGUGGAGUACCGCGGCUAUGGACUGUCGACAGGUGUACCGGAUGAGAAUGGGUUGAAGAUCGAUGGACAGACGGGUCUCGACUAUGUCCGACAACGGGCGGAGACGCGCGACAACAAGGUCAUUGUUUAUGGCCAGAGUCUGGGAGGUGCGGUCGCCAUCAAUCUGGCGGCGAACAACCAGGAAGAUGGCGUGAUCGCGGGUCUGAUUCUCGAAAACACCUUCCUGAGUAUUCGGAAACUGAUUCCGUCGGUCUUCCCGCCGGCGAGGUAUCUCGCGCGCUUCUGUCACCAGAACUGGAACAGCGAGGAGCUGUUACCCAAGAUCACCUCCAUGCCCAUCCUAUUCUUGAGUGGGUUAAAAGACGAAAUCGUUCCCCCCGAAAAUAUGACUGCGCUCUUCGCGAGCUGCAACUCGCCCCGCAAGAGAUGGCGCACGCUGCCCAACGGGGCCCACAACGACAGUGUCGCCGAACCGAAUUACUUUGAUCACAUCCAUGACUUUGUCAUGGAGGAAGUCGUCGGGGACGAUUAAGUGUGCUUAGAGAUACCCAGCCUAUUCGGCGUCUGUUUGAUGGAAGACCUUUUGACGCCGGUCCGCGAGUUCAGCUUCCAUCCGCAAGCCUUGUAUUCCUAGUCUGAUACAAUCACCUAAUAUCCCUCCGCCCUGUCGUGAACCGGCAUGAAAUAAUAUCCAGAUAUUUUAUCUUUCUAUCCUUUUCAAACCCGGUUUCUUCCUCUUUCGUCCACGUGGGUAGACGCGUGUCAAACGCUCGCCAUUAUCUCUCCUGGUCUGGUCUGGCUUUUGUGCAAUUGAGAUGGUGUCCAGGUCAUUUACUUCGGUUGUCACGAGUUUCAUUC